CAGAAGAGGAAGAAGAAGACGACGACCAACGCAGUGGCAGCAUCUCGCACUGAGUUGAAUGUGGCUCAUCCUCUCUGGUGUUGUGUCCGGCCUCAACUAGCUGUCGGAUGGUAUUUGUGGCAGCCCUAAGCAUAUAGAAACCAAACUGUGGCUUAUCUCUCCUGAAUAUAUAUAUAUAUAUUUUUUUUUGGUGUCGUUUGUGGUCGCUCGCUGGCGAGUGAGCAGAAACGGCGAAGGGCAGCGCUGUCCUCCUGUCACUGUGAACUCAGAAAAGUCAGUAACGAUGAGUAAAAACGAUAACAGCCGCGACCUGCCCGACUUGCCCCCACGUUUGCUCAACGAGGACGAGGCCCUGGCCAUAGAAAACGCCAUCAGGGCGGCCGUAAACACUGUGAUGAACGUGGUCCGCGGCGCGCGCGAGCGCCGAGUGCUGGAGUACCAGAGGAUGGUGGCCGACAGGGACGAGGAGAUCCGGCGGCUGGAGGGCAAGUUGGAGAAAAGUGAGAGGGAGUUAACGAUGCUGCGCCCGGAGGCGGGCAGGAGGCGGCAAAGUGACCAUGUGAAAAGCGAGCCCGAGGACAAACCCUGCGGUGUGGGCGCUGCAGCACUCGCACACCUUUCCCCGAAGUGCCGUGACACGGCGGAGGCCUUCCCCCACCAACGAGCCCAGACCGAGACGCCUCCGUGGGAAGCCGAAGGAGCCGCCACGAGCCACCAGCCCCUCGGAUGCGUCGCGCCCCUGGUCAAGGAGGAACCGUCCGACUCGGAGUCGGUCAUCAAGUGGGAAGUGUGCGAGGGGAGUCUGCUGGACCGGCGGGAGGCUCGGCGCGGAGCCGAAGAAAGACCUGCCCGGAGAGAUACGCAGGCUGAAUGUGAGGCAAAAGCUGCUAAUCCUCAGAUGAACAAGCUGAUGACAACAGAAGAGGAAGACAAAAAUGCUGGACAUCUAAAAAGGAAAGGGGGGGAAAGAAACGGCUGCCGCCUGUCUGAGAGUGAGGAAGAGGAGGUUGUUAUGAAGAAAUCUUGUGUGACUCAGCCAUCUGCACCUAAAAUAACUGCUCAGAAAGACAGUCUGCCAGAUAUCAGCUCACCACAGCCACAUAGGCAGAGCUCGGACGGCUCCGUAACUUCAAAAUUAAAUGCACAAGACUCGCUAGCAUGUCAGCGGCAGACAUACAUCGCCAUGACAGCCCCACAACCUACAUGUGACCCCAUACUUCUAGAGGUCCUCGUUUCACUGGAGACCAUCAAACAGCAAAACACCACAGUUCUUCAAAUACUGCAGUCAGGAAACUCAUCUGGAACGCUGCUCUGUGAACCUCCAGAAGUCGGGACACUUCCACUUCCACUCCAGUCGGUGCAGGACUUAAGGAGUUUGGAACAGAGGCUCUCCACUGAACCCGAGCUGAAGAAGAAAAUGAUCUCAUACCUCGGCCUGGCUGGAGGGAUGACGACCAAAGAGAGUGUCUGGAGGAUAAUGGCCAAGCUUUUUACCAACACUUUGGCCAAAAACAUUAACUGGAGGGGCAGAAAUAACAAGCAGAAGAUUGAGAACCUCACCAUCCAGAGAGUUAUCCUCAAUGCAGUCAGGCAGAAUUCAUUCUGCAAGGAUGCAGUGGAUGAGGAGAUAGAGAGAUACAUAAAGCGCUGGCUGCAGCUGGCGGGAGACAGAGAUGGAGGACGAAAAAGAAGGCAAGAAAAGGGCAAGGAGGCAAACAGCAUGCCCGAUUACAGUGUGGAUGAGAUGUUUACUAAUGUGAUGGAAUAGUAUAAAAUACAUCUGCAACACAUUUACUGUAUACACCAUACAACGAAUGUCCACAUGACUGAAUUCCCUUCUAUCAUCUCAUGUUUAACUGUCAAGUGAUCUGUAAUAAUAGUAUUAACACAGCAAACUAACAACUAACAAACAACUAACAAACAAAACUACCAAAACAGGUCAAUUGCCGGAUGUUGACGUGCACAAGGACACACACACACACACACACACACACACCUACACUGCACUACACUUCACUUCCCUUUAUCAAUUUUCACUCUUGUACUAGCAGGCAAUGACAGACACAAGCAAAACACUAACAUGUACAGUUCCUUUUCAACAUAUAAUAAAUUGUAAGUGCUGUGUUAUUACUAUUAUUACUGUCGUUUUCUCAAAUUCGUUAUUCAUUUCAUUUUUUACGUGAAUUUUCAAACAUAUUUUAAUAUCAGUUUAUAUUAUAUUUAUUUUUUACUCCAGAGUAUAUAUUAAGUGUAUUCAUUGUUAGGAAACCUUCUAAUUCCAAUUAACAAUUUUGCUCAUAUGGAUAUUUUAACAUUGUUAAAAGAAAACUUAAAGCAUGUUAUGUCUGUUUAAAUGAUGUAUGUGUGCAAUAUUCUCUUGCAGGAAAUGUAUUGCAGGGAGUUUAUUGUAAUAACUGUUAAAAUGGUGAUGCCAGUAAAA
This is a messenger RNA of Xiphias gladius (swordfish), 2440 nucleotides long. RefSeq lists its product as uncharacterized. The coding region runs from base 284 to 1768 and encodes 494 amino acids. The record is from RefSeq and is a predicted model, not a curated record. Lineage: Eukaryota; Metazoa; Chordata; Actinopteri; Istiophoriformes; Xiphiidae. The transcript has 7 exons.